This is a messenger RNA of Funneliformis geosporum, 3057 nucleotides long. NCBI's taxonomy places the organism in Eukaryota, Fungi, Glomeromycota, Glomeromycetes, Glomerales, Glomeraceae. The record is from the annotation of a GenBank genome assembly.
AUGAAGACAUUUGAACAAAUGAAGACGAUGUUUGAAGUAAUGCCUAUACAACCACUUUAUAUUACAAUGAUUAUAGGAGCAAUAUAUACGGGAAGUCGAAUUAAUAAGAAAAUACAGUUUGGAGUGCGUGGGAUUAUAAGUUUAAUAUUUUUAUUCAUAUUUUCAGCGUAUGGUAGUUUCAUAGCAAUCCUGUUUAGUUUAAUCGGUAAACGGGGAUUAAUUAAUUAUAUUACAGCAAGAUCUUAUGGAUUUUUUGCUAUCCCUGCCGUUGGAAUUUCUUUUAAAGUACAUGGUGAAGAAAAUCUGAAUGUACGACCGGCUGUAUAUAUAUGUAAUCAUCAAGCUGCUGUUGACGUGUUAGUAAUGGCAAGAAUAUUUCCUAAACAUUGUGUGGUUGUUGGCAAAGCUUCUUUGAGAUUCGUUCCUCUUCUUGGAAUGUUUAUGUCACUUGGACAAGCCGUAUUUCUUGAUCGUAAAAAUCAUGGUAGUGCAGUGCAAGCAUUAACCAAAGCCGCUGAAGAUAUAAGAGAACAAAAGAUAAGCGUAUUCAUAUUUCCAGAAGGUACAAGAGCAAGGUUACAAGAAGCGGAUUUGUUACCAUUUAAAAAAGGUGCUUUUCAUAUGGCCGUACAAGCAAAGAUGCCGAUUGUACCUAUUGUAGUUGCCAACUAUAGCGAUAACUAUGAUUCUAAACGUAAAAUAUUCCGUGGUGGAGAAAUUAACAUCAAAGUUUUAUCGCCCAUUGAUGUAUCACACAUCGAUGUGGAGAACAAAGAACAAAUCGAUGAAUUAACGAAUUCAACUCGUGAAUUAAUGUUGACGACGUUAAAAGAGAUAACAUCUCAAUCGAUAAAACCCGAAUCGAUUUUAAUAUUAACUACAUCCGAAAAUGUAAAUAAAAUCUUACAGGUAAAAAGUUCAGCAAACAACAUAGAAAUCCAUGUUAUAAAUAACAACAACGAUAUAAAACCUUUUACAUAUUUACAAAUCAUACAACAAAAAGCUCAAACGACAUAUGUUUUAUUAUUAAAUUCUGGAGCGAUAUUUGGAAAGCAAUACUUACAAAAUAUGUUGCACAUCUCUCAUACCGAGGAGUAUAAUAAUGCUAUAUUAGGCACGAUGGGAAUCAAUUUUAAUGGUGUUCCUAACCGGGUUCAAGAUCUUUCAUUAACUUGCUAUGAGGACCAUCUUGUAUCUUCCGAGAAUAACAUCGCACGUAUAUCAAAAGACGUCGAUAUGUUAACAAAUAUUUGGUUUUUAAAAAGAAAAUGGUUACCAAUAAUGUUCAAGGAAGUUAGAAGAGAUAUCCUUGACCUUCCAUUAGAAUUUUUAAUUAGUUUCUCCCUUCGAUAUCAUGUUAAUAUACCUUCGAUUUUAAUUCCUACAUUUGAUCGACAUUCGUGGGGUGAUACGCGUUCAAAGAAAAUUCAAUGCAAGAAAUUAAGACGAAAUCUUGUAAAUGAUAAUGCUUGGUUACAUUAUAUUGAACGUGGGUAUCCUUUAAUUACAAAAGAAUCUUCUCAAAUGAAGGAGAAUAGCAUUUUAUUUAUCAUUGACGGAUCUGAUCAAGAAAGUUAUUUUAGGUCAUUUUAUUGUAAAUUAUCAUUAAUUAAAAAUAACUCGGUUAAAAUCAUUACGACGGGAGAAAAUUUUGGAUUAAGUGGAUCAAGUUUAAAAAGGAUCAUCCUAAGAGAAGGAUCAUCAUGCGGACGUGUCGAAGUGUAUGAUCUUAAUCUUGAGAUACAAAAUAAUUUUAAUGUUAAAAAUCAAAUCUAUCAAAAUGUUUUACGUAUGAUGGAAUACCUAAAACCGGAAUUAUUUAUAUAUGCAAAAGUAACUACGAAAAAUCUCCUAAUACAAGGGAUAUCAUCGGCGAUCGAAGGAUUUAAUGAAGAUAUUUCAAUAAUUAAAUUACCAUUAGAAGAAAUCGAACACAUAAUAGGAUUGAUGAUCGAUUUACCGUUUGAAGCGUUAAAGAAAUGGAAUGAACCAAUAAUCCAAUUACAAAUAAUCACACAAAAUCGACCGGAUUCAUUAUCAAGAUUAAUUCACUCUUUAAAUACAUCCUAUUAUUUUGGUGAUGAAAAUAUUCCUUUAACGGUAAACAUUGAUAGAGGGGCUGAUCCUGUCACCUUGGAGUACUGUUCAACUUUCUCAUGGAAUCAUGGUAAAAAAACCGUUCGUCAUAGAGUGGUUCAAGGAGGAUUAUUACCUGCCGUAGUAGAAUCCUAUUAUCCUUAUAAUUAUCAUGAUUAUGCCGUGAUAUUAGAGGAUGAUGUCGAAGUGUCUCCAUUUUAUUAUCUUUGGAUCAAGUAUAGUAUAUUAAAAUAUCGUUACGGACCCGAUAAAAAUCACAGCCAAAGAUUAUUUGGAAUCAGUUUAUAUGGACAAAGACAAAUGGAAUUGAAUAUUAUUGGUCGUCGACCUUAUAAUCCCGAAUCCAGAUUUAAUGGAACUAGUUUCCCCAUCAGAUCACCUUACCUAUCUCAAAUACCUUGUAGUUGGGGUGCCGUAUAUUUCCCUGAAGUUUGGAGAGAAUUUCAUGAAUAUCUUGUCGAUAGGUUAGAUGAUGAAACGAAAUAUCAUUUACAACCAAUCUUAGUACCGGGAAGUCGUUCUCAUAAAUGGAAGAAAUCUUGGAAAAAAUAUUUUAUUGAAUUGGUUUAUUUAAGAGGUUACGUUAUGUUAUAUCCAAACUUCAAAAACUUUACCAGUUUUUCUACUAAUCACGCUGAAAUCGGUACACAUAUUCAUUUUCGAAAAAAUAAACCCGAUCCUUCCACUAUAUUUGGUGUACCUUUAAUGAUGGAAAAUACUAUUUAUGAGGAAUUACCUGAUAAUCAUCUAACCAAUUUUAAUCAAUUACCCGUAACUGAUCUUUGGGGUAAUCUAACUAGUUUUCAUGAUUUAAUUGAUCGUGGUAUUACACUUCAUAAUGAAGUUUCUUUAUGUCCUCCUCAUUUCAGAAAAGAAAUUGAUCAACUUAAUUUUAAUCCAAAAGAUAUUUUAUGUGUGGAUGAUGAGAAGAAACGAAAAGCUAUUCUGGAUUAUAAAUAA